Macrosiphum euphorbiae (potato aphid) is the source of this 501-nucleotide messenger RNA. The record is from the annotation of a GenBank genome assembly. Lineage: Eukaryota; Metazoa; Arthropoda; Insecta; Hemiptera; Aphididae.
AUGAAAUCCAGAUUUUCAACACAAAGCUUAGAAUUAGCCCAGUCAGUUGAAAGCUUUUUAGAACUUGAUUAUGAAAAAAGUUCCUGUUUUAUUAAUAGUUAUAAGUCUUUAUUUAAUAUAGAUGAAGAUGCAUUAAAGUGUGAACUAAAAGUAGCAAAAAAGUGUUUGGUAAAUGCUCAAAAUUCAGACAAAUCCAUAAGCUGUAUGAAUGUUGAAGAAAAAACACAAUCUCAACUGUUAAAAUCAGUUGUACAACAAGAAGUUUAUCCAAAUGUUUAUUCAUUGUUAAAGACUGCAUUUGCUAUACCCAUAAGCUCAGCUACGUGUGAGCGAUCUUUUUCUUGUAUGAGGAGAAUUAAGUCAUACAUUAGGUCAACUAUGACCCAAAACAGAUUUAGUGAUCUGGCUAUACUUAAUAUAGAAAGAGAACUAUCUAAUGUAAUAAACGAUGAUGAUAUUUUAAAACUGUUUUCAUCAAAAUAUAGGCGUAUACAGUUAUAA